Xyrauchen texanus (razorback sucker) is the source of this 750-nucleotide messenger RNA. RefSeq names its product oligodendrocyte transcription factor 3-like. The record is from RefSeq and is a predicted model, not a curated record. Gene Ontology annotation, molecular function: protein dimerization activity. Bases 1 to 750 code for a protein of 249 amino acids. The transcript has a single exon. NCBI's taxonomy places the organism in Eukaryota, Metazoa, Chordata, Actinopteri, Cypriniformes, Catostomidae.
AUGGAUUCCGAUGCAAGUUCCACAUGCAGCCGGUCUUCUUCUCCUGACUUAGACUCUGCUGUGGGUGGCUUUUUCUCCAACAAGAUGUUCCAGGCGUAUUGUAGAGACCGGGAACCAGGACAACCCACCGAGAAGGGUUCUGGACAGCCGCACAUUUCUGGAUCCGGCGGAAAGGGCCAAACACUAGUAGAGCUCUCCAAAGAUGACCUGCAGGACUUGCGACUAAAAGUCAACAGCCGUGAGCGUAAACGAAUGCACGACCUAAACCAGGCGAUGGACGGACUCCGUGAGGUGAUGCCCUACACACAGGGCCCAUCUGUUCGCAAGCUAUCCAAAAUCUCCACCCUCCACCUCGCCCGAAACUACAUUCUCAUGCUGUCCAGCUCUCUGGAGGAGAUGAAGAAGCUAGCUGGAGAUGUGUACGGAGCAAGCGCUCAGAAUCACUCAGCUAGAAGACUUUUAUCCUCAACCUCUGCUCCUGCCCCCCAGUUGUCCCUGCUCUCGCUCGCCCCAUCCCUGCACUCUCUGAUGGGCAGCACCACCACACCAACUGUGGCUCAAGCCCCACACACUCCACCCUCUGCUGGAUAUCUAGGCUUCCAUGCACCACCUCUUCCCACCCUGCUGAAGGACCCCCUGCACCUCUCAAGCAGCUACAGGCAUUUUCCCGGCAUGCCCUGCCCAUGUUCACUUUGCCAGCCACUCCCUGCAUCCACAGCCUGCUUGCACAGCUUCUCCAUGGGGAAGUGA